UAAAUGUCAAAAUUUUGAAAGAUCUGAUUAAUGAGAAUUAGAAAUUCAAAGUAAAGAAAAUGGGUGAUGCUGAAAAAGGCAAGAAAAUUUUUACAAGAGCUUGCGCUCAAUGCCACACGACGGAAUCUGGGGGAAAACACAAAGUUGGUCCAAAUCUCCAUGGUCUUAUUGGAAGAAAAUCUGGAACUGCUGCUGGGUUUUCUUACACGGAGGCGAAUAAGAAAAAAGGAGUCGUUUGGAGCGCCGCUACCCUCGACGAAUACUUGAUAGAUCCCAAGAAAUUCAUACCGGGUACAAAAAUGAUUUUCGCCGGGUUGAAGAAGCCAGAGGAUCGAAAGGAUUUGAUCGCCUAUUUGGAGCAGGCUACUAAAUAAAUGUUCUAUGUGUCUAUUUUUUCUAUUUCUUUGGUUUUUAGUAUGUGAAAAUAUUUUGAUAUGGA
This is a messenger RNA of Onthophagus taurus, 439 nucleotides long. Its product is annotated as cytochrome c-2-like. NCBI's taxonomy places the organism in Eukaryota, Metazoa, Arthropoda, Insecta, Coleoptera, Scarabaeidae. The record is from RefSeq and is a predicted model, not a curated record. Gene Ontology annotation, molecular function: electron transfer activity; heme binding.